AUGCUCAGAGGAUAUCUUAUACAUGCUUGUGGAAUGUUCAAAAUUGCCAGUUAUCGUAUCGAGCAAGCGUUUAAAUACUCGAUCAAAAUAUUCGACAACAUUAGCAUCGAGAACGAGAUUAUGAUAUACAAAGAAAUAAUUUGCGCUGUCGAUAUUCAUUGUAAAGCUAUAAAGUAUAUUUUUCACAGUGUGGCCAUUGGCAACAAAGAGGAAUUCUUAUUUCAUCUUUUAAUUGUGUCGGGCAUUUUUGCGUACAUGUUUAUAGCUAACUAUACCGGGCAAGAAGUUAUGGAUCACAAUAAUUAUAUAUAUAUUACAGCAUACAAUGUUCGAUGGUAUAUAGCCCCCGUGUACACUCAGAAGUUGAUACUUUUUAUAUUACAAAGAAGUGGCAAAGUAGUUGCUGUGAAUUUUGGCAAUAUAAUUGUGGUAUCUUUAGAAUGUUUUGCCAUGAUCAGGUGUUUACUGGAGCAAUUACAGCAUAUCUAUAAUGAAAUAAAAGAUGAAAAUGAAAUUGCCAUUAUAGAAAAGUACGGAUUGAACGCGAAACGUUAUACAAUUAGAAUUAUACGUAAGAUAAACUUUAAUGAUUUUCUUUACAUGUCGUAUAAUAAAAAAUAG
Trachymyrmex septentrionalis is the source of this 621-nucleotide messenger RNA. RefSeq lists its product as uncharacterized. NCBI's taxonomy places the organism in Eukaryota, Metazoa, Arthropoda, Insecta, Hymenoptera, Formicidae. Gene Ontology annotation, cellular component: membrane. Gene Ontology annotation, molecular function: olfactory receptor activity; odorant binding. The record is from RefSeq and is a predicted model, not a curated record. Bases 1 to 621 code for a protein of 206 amino acids. Gene Ontology annotation, biological process: sensory perception of smell. The transcript is spliced from 5 exons.